GUCAGAGGUCAGAUGCACCCCCAACUCGGAUGAUGAAGCAUGUGAAGAUUGUGAUCCGGGGGGACAGAAACACAGGCAAGACUGCGCUGUGGCACCGGCUGCAGGGCAAGAAGUUCCUGGAGGAGUACAUCCCCACUCAAGAGAUCCAGGUCACCAGCAUCCACUGGAACUACAAGACCACUGAUGAUGUUGUGAAAGUUGAAGUCUGGGAUGUAGUGGACAAAGGAAAAUGCAAAAAGCGAGGAGACGGCUUGAAGACAGAAAACGACCCACAGGAGGCGGAGUCUGACAUGGCCCUGGAUGCGGAGUUCCUGGAUGUGUACAAGAACUGUAACGGGGUGGUCAUGAUGUUCGACAUCACCAAGCAGUGGACCUUCAACUACGUCCUCCGGGAGCUGCCCAAGGUGCCGACCCACGUUCCAGUGUGUGUGCUGGGCAACUACCGGGACAUGGGUGAGCACCGAGUCAUUCUGCCAGACGACGUACGUGACUUCAUCGACCACCUGGACAGACCUCCAGGCUCCUCCUACUUCCGCUACGCUGAGUCUUCCAUGAAGAACAGCUUCGGCCUAAAGUACCUGCAUAAGUUCUUCAAUAUACCGUUCCUGCAGCUGCAGAGGGAGACCCUGCUACGGCAGCUGGAGACAAACCAGCUGGACAUUGAUGCCACGCUGGAGGAGCUGUCGGUGCAGCAGGAGACUGAGGACCAGAACUACAGCAUCUUCCUUGAGAUGAUGGAGGCGCGCAGCCGCGGCCACGCUUCCCCCUUGGCAGCCAACGGGCAGAGCCCAUCCUCCGGCUCUCAGUCGCCAGUCGUGCCUCUGACUGCCGUCUCCACUGGGAGCUCCAGUCCCAGCACGCCCCAGCUGCCCCUGGGCACCCCGUCCGCCGGCCCCCCCACACUGCCCACCUCCCCCGCCCCUCCCAUGGAGGCCUUGCCCCCCACCGCCCCCGCCCCGAGACGCAGCCUUAUCUCCCGGCUGUUUGGGACCUCACCGGCUGCAGAUGGCGGCCCUUCGCCUCCAGAGUCGGCCCAGGCGACAGAAGCCCUAGAGAGAGUUCAGAACGUUGAGGAGUUUGUUCCCGAAGACAGCCUUGACCGGGGCUUCUUGGAAGACGCCACCCUGCCUAGGGAGGAGAAGAAGGCAGGAGCCAAGGCGCCCCAGCAGGACAGCGACAGUGACGGGGAGGCCCUGGGAGGGAACCCCAUGGUAGCAGGUUUCCAGGAUGAUGUGGACCUCGAAGACCAGCCUGGCAGCAAACCCCAGCCCUCGGCCCCUGUCCCCAGUAAGAACAUCAGUCUCUCCAGCGAGGAGGAGACGGAGGUGGCCACAGGUCACCCUGCAGGUGUUGCCCUGGCUCCCCAGCCAUGUUCAGAGCCGGAAACGAAACGCUCCUCCGCCAAGGCUGCGAAGCUGCAAAAGAAGGCAGCUCCCACACACGCAGAAGCACCGCCCCGGCCAGGCGGACGCCCUGCACAGCCAGGGCCCGAGCUGGGCAGCACCAGACCCCCCACAGAGGGCGCCCACCGGCCCCAGGAAGGCAAGGAUAAGCUGGCGUCGUCAUCCGAGAGUGACCUCGAAGGGCCCAUUGCUGCCCAGAUGCUGUCCUUCGUCAUGGAUGACCCAGACUUUGAGAGUGAAGAGUCAGACGCCCAGCGGAGAGGGGAUGAGUUCCCCGUGAGAGAAGACCUCUCUGACGUGACCGAUGAAGAUGCAGGCCCUGCCCAGCUCCCCUUGCCCCCCAAGCCCCCCAUGCCCUCCUUCAGACUGAAGAAUGACUCUGACCUCUUCGGGCUGGGCCUGGAAGAGACAGAACCCAAGGAGAGCAGUGAGGAAGAUAAGAACGGCAAACCACCUUCUAAGGAGAAGAAAAAGAAAAAGAAGAAGAGCAAAGAGGUACCAGUCCCAACCUCUCCUGCCCUGCAGGCAGGCCUGGGAUCUACCUCCUGGUGGCUCCUAGUGGUUCUGACGCCCCUCUUCAUGCUCCCAGGAGGAAGAGAAGGCUGCAAAGAAGAAAAGCAAACAUAAGAAGAGCAAGGACAAGGAGGAGAGCAAGGAGGAGCGGAAGAGAAAAAGGAAGCCAACUCGCAGCAAGGAGCAGAAGGCCGCUGACGAGCUGGAGGCCUUCCUUGGGGGCGGGGCGCCCAGCAACCGCCACCCUGGGGGUGGGGACUAUGAAGAACUCUAGGCCUGCACCUGGCAGUUGACCAGCCUGCCCGCGGUCCUGCCACCUCCUUCCAGCCACUGUCUUUGUCCCCAUGUGGCCUGAUCCACUUUGCAUUCACUUCCAUGCUGGGCAGGACCCGAGGCCAAGCUCUGGGGGUCAGGCCCAGGGGCCGGGCACUGCGCGUGCCGGGCCUCCACCCAGCCGGAGCCUGCUCUGCAGGGAGGGAGGGGACAGCUGGGCCGCAGGUGGCCUGGUGGACCAACCUGGCCCUCCAGGCAGAAUGCAGCCAGUCCCCAGCGUUUCUCAGGGAUGUGUCAGGCCGAGGAGGGACCCCAGAGGGUCUGUUUACAGAGAUGGCGCGGGGCUGCUUGGCUUCUCAGAUGUCCACCACCCAGCCCCGCACCUGCUUGCCCUCCCGAGCUGUCCCAGGGCCCAGCAUGCCCACAAGGCUCUGCUUCCCACCAGUGGCUUGGGCGGUGGAGCCCCAGCUCCGGAGCACAGGUGAGCCCUGGCAGAGGCCGGCAAGGCCCCCGCAGCAGCUCCUGUCCCGCAAGGGGCUCUGUCGGUCUCAUGGGAAGAGCCAGGCUGGCGCAGGGAGGCACCUUCGCAGACACUCCACCCAGACUAUAAAGCUCUUGGGUUUUACCAA
Molecule: messenger RNA, 2818 nt
Organism: Dipodomys ordii (Ord's kangaroo rat)
Lineage: Eukaryota; Metazoa; Chordata; Mammalia; Rodentia; Heteromyidae
Gene: Rabl6
Product: RAB, member RAS oncogene family-like 6
Exons: 14
Coding region: 30-2030 (666 amino acids)
Cellular component (GO): cytosol; nucleus
Molecular function (GO): GTP binding
Source: RefSeq, a predicted model, not a curated record